GCUUCAGCGUUCCUUUCUCCUUUCCUCUCUGUUUCUCAAAUGAAAAUCGCCACUUGGACGAUCGUUUCCUUCCUCUGUGUGGUUCCCACAGCUGCCCGUCUAUUGCGCGAUAACAUGGACCCCGCAAACUCGGCUUUGUUUACCUCAAAAGCAAUGGAAGAAGCCCUCGCAGCACCCUCCCCCGAGGCCGUUUCUAUGACUGGUGGUGGAGAUUCGCCGGUUACUGACUGGAUCGACGAGUUCAUCGAUUCGCUCAAGUCUUUCGCGAGUAAUAAGUUGCUGAGUGUUGCUAGCAGAAUCAUCGACACUCUCGGUGAUACUAUUGACGGUGAGGACAUGUACUUCAACUUCAUACCCAAACACGUCGCUACCUUGAAAACUGACGGGCAGUGGCACCAUUACACAGGGAGAUGCUUCCGGAAUAUCAAAGUUCGCGCUAGCCUUCAAUCCGACGGUACUUGUAUCAUAGAGGCUGAUUACCGUAAUGCUAUCUCUUGGACAUGUGCUGAGUACGUCCUGUACGGCAACGUCGAUGACUUCCAUAUGCAGUACAAGAUCAUUCGAGGCACUGAGACGUAUAAAUGGACUGCAAAUCACGACAAGGUUCACGUCUUCGACCUUAGCACGUCCCUGAGCAACGCAGCCCAAGGCGUCAUCAAAACCGCCGACUUUCUCCUUGGUAGAGAUGUCGAGGAGUUCCUCAAGCAUUUCAAUCAUCUCCAAUUUGAGAAGCGCGCCGAACCAGGCGCAGUGGACAUAAAGGAAGAAGAUAUCCAUCCUGGUGAUGUUGUUAUGGUGACCAACCUCCAAGGUCAGAGUGCUGCUAUAAUGUGGGGUGGUGGUUCCAUUCCAAGUCAUACUCUGAUGUUCCUGCGUGAUCCCGAGACUCAGAAGCUCCAUGCCGUUGAGAGCUGGGCUGGUGGUGUACGCAAGCUCCCUUUCGAGGAAUAUCUGAAGGACGACGCUGGAUGGUAUAACAACGCCGUACUCGUUCCUUUAAAGGAGGAACUCCGUGACAGCUUCGACAACGAUGCUGCCUGGAAGAAGUUCGUCACUGAGUUCGAGGGCAAUGACUACGGAUUCGGCAACUUCCUCUUCACUGUUGUAGAUACUCUCAAGGACAAUUACCCCUGUCUCCCAAUGGAUGGCUACCAAACCUGCCUAUCAUGGGAGUUUGUUGAAGUUGCCGUAGGUCUUGUGGAGCGAGUGAAGCCCGACAUGGCUCAAUUGAUAUUCGGCCAAGCUCUUAAUCAUCGCCUAGGCACCGAAGGCCUCAGCUUGUCUGAAGUAGUCAAGACUGCCGAUGCCAAGUUAGAGGGAGGCGCGGCGAUUCUCCCCACCAUUCCGGAAAAUGAUGACUGGACUUACGAUACCCAUCGUAACGGCCAAGCUGUCAAAGGGCCUAGCAGAGUUUGCAGCGCUCUCGUGUGUGAGAUGCUUCGUGCUGGUGGUGCUCUGGGAAAUCAUGAACUCUCCUGCUCUGAGUUCACCCCAUGGGAUGUCUACAGUAUGAACAUCUUCACCACUCCUACCUAUCAACUCAAGGGGGAUUACGCUAUCGACUUGACCCAGCCUGAAGCACUACGCCUCGGCUACAAGCCGGUUACCGAUAACAUGGCUCAAAAAUGUGAAAGUAUUAUCACCGCGAAUUCUUAUUAUGAACGAGCUAAUGGGUGCUAACCUAAAAUCAUGUCCAGUGGUACUUGUCGCAUAUUGUCAAUACUUUAGACUAUCAUAGUGUUA
Messenger RNA from Perkinsus marinus ATCC 50983, 1743 nucleotides. RefSeq lists its product as hypothetical. Bases 40 to 1680 code for a protein of 546 amino acids. The record is from RefSeq and is a predicted model, not a curated record. NCBI's taxonomy places the organism in Eukaryota, Perkinsozoa, Perkinsida, Perkinsidae. The transcript has a single exon.